Molecule: messenger RNA, 4210 nt
Organism: Nematostella vectensis (starlet sea anemone)
Lineage: Eukaryota; Metazoa; Cnidaria; Anthozoa; Actiniaria; Edwardsiidae
Exons: 2
Coding region: 1718-3547 (609 amino acids)
Biological process (GO): protein O-linked glycosylation via mannose
Cellular component (GO): Golgi apparatus
Source: RefSeq, a predicted model, not a curated record
GUUAGUGAAAGAGCUAAGGAUGACCUUAUCUAUCAACAUUUUCAUUGUGACAAUCAUUUAGGUCUUAAUAAUGUUAUGGUACAACUUAAACCGUGAAACGCGUUUGUCGAAUUGUCAGUACCGGCAAAGCUGACAAAACAAGACUCCAUGUUGGUGCAAUCUGGCGAUAAACGGCGAGAGUAGUGAUUCAUGUGAUGCUUUGAGCGGCAUUUUGGCUGAGCGUCACUGGACGAGAGAUGUCUGGAGGCUCCUUACCCAGGGUACAAGACAGGAAGCAGGACGAGAGAUGUCUGGAGGCUCUGGUACCCAGGGUACAAGACAGGAAGUAGGACGAGAGAUGUCUGGAGGCUCUGGUACCCAGGGUACAAGACAGGAAGCAGGAGCGCUUGAUUUUUCCGUCCCCGGAAAAGAAUAACAAUGAUCAAGUAUGUGCAAUAAGUAUGUAGAACUACUUCUAAAAUUGUGAAGAAUGUACUGCAACAACUGAGAGCAAUGCUCCCAUGGAUACUAUCAAUGAAGAGUAUGCUUAGUAAUUGCAGUUUAUUGCAUUUCUUUUUCACUUAUAAUGCAAUGCCAUUAUAGUAGACAGCAUUUAUGGACAUGCUUAUUUAUUUUAUCAAAGAAUUAGAGAAUGAUUUUGUUGAAUUAAGCUUACCAAAAAAAUCAUGGAUGCAAAUAUUGCUGUAAAGCAUAUUUCAAGUUUCUAUGGAACACUAUGAACUACCUUUGACACAACUAAAAGUGUCCUCAAAAGAAACAUUUUGGAGAAUACAACGAGUACAAUUACAUGAUUUCUGCUUUGCUAUGGAGAAAAUUUCAUUACUUGCAUUAUAAACAUAGUUUAAAGACAAACACUACAAAGUACUUGUUAAAACUGUUGAUAAGAAUAGUAUGUUGAAUAUUCCUGACAGUGUAAGUCAUAUCAAUGCCCUUUGAAAAAGUUGUGUAGCAUUUUAAAUCAAACACCUUGUAACAACACAGAAGCUGGCUAUGUCAACAUGUCAAUAUUCUUUUUAUAAUGCACUUGUCAACUGAUAAAUUAUAAACGACAAAACAUUCUUAGAAAACAUAAGUCAGUUCAACAAAAACAAGUAAUCAACAAUAAAAAGAAAGAACAUGGGGUAACCUGCUAAGAAAAAAAACUGAAACUAAACAGAAAAAUAUAAAUCAAUGGACCCCACAGAAAAAAAACUACUGGCAGCAUUUUCUCAAAAAUACAAAUCCAUGGAUCCUAGUGAUAAACAUAAACAUCUUGUAGAACGUGUUCACAAAUAUAGAUUAAUGAAUCCUAACAAUAAAAACAAACGUCUUGCAGCACGUGUUCACAAAUAAGAUAGAUCCAUGAAACCUAAUGACAAAAUUAACUUCUUGCAGCAUGUGCUAACAAAAAUAAAUCAAUGAAACCUCAAAUGAAAAAAAAAAUACAUAGAUUGCCGUAACGGUCGAAACAAAUUGAAACAAAUACUGAGAAACCAUUGCUCAUUCAAGAGUAGUAGUAAUGCCAAAAGGACAGCAGAUAAAAAUCAAAUAUUCCACUAGUAAUGCACCGUGUACAGACGUGUCCUAUCCCCCCCCCCCCCACCCCCCCUGCGUAGUCGAUUUAUCUUGACGCGCGAUACCGCUGGACUAACACAGGGUUUUCAGUUGUGAACAGUUCCUCUCGGCUGCAAGAGGAACGCCUGACUACAUUUGACUGCCAACCCGACCCGCGUAGGACAUGGCCUCUUUUCGGAUGUGCCCGUUUCGCCGAUUCAACUUUACCAAGUUGUUUCAGACUCUCGUUGCAAUAUACAUCGCGUUGACGAUGUUAUUUUUCGUUUAUAUGCUUUUGGAUCCAAGGAAUGGCGCAGAACGCAUUAAACGCGAUGUUGCUGAGGAGCUUGAACAAAUGCACCAAAAGCUGGUAGCUGCAUUCUUGCAAAAGCGAGUCCCACCUAUGAAAACCCUACUUCAGUUGCAAAGCCUCAUCCACAGAAUAGACCCCCGAAUUAACAUCAGCCAAUCACGUGACAUUCAGGUACAACCAAAUACGGUAGUAUGUCCUGAAAGGUACAACGGGCCAAGGGCUGGGUACCCUUUCUUCCACAAAGGAUGGGUGAUGACAAACUGUUCGUUUGCCAAGGCUAUUGAAAACGUGAUAACAAUCUCCAUAAAUACCUUAGGAUACCCUGGGGGCGAUCUCAAACAAAUUGAUAGAGUUCUUCACGGAAUAAAGCAAUUAUACCCCACCGUUAAAGUACUUGUAGCGCUUAAACCAGAGGCAAAGAGCCACAUAUCAAGAGCACAGCUAACCGAUGUUGAGUUUCUGAUUUCGAACGCGAAUUCAGCGAAAACAUGGAAUCUACUCCUUGCCAAAAUUGCCACGCCGUAUGUGCUGAUUGCUCGGGACGUGGUGCAUUUUAAUUGGCUGACCCAGCUCGAGAGACAGAUCCGGAUACUCAGUGAAAUUCCAGGCGUGGGUGUGGUCGGGGGAUCAUACCGUAAUCUUAGCGGUCACUGGCAUGCGGGAUGUUACCAGGCAACCGUGAAAAACUACGUUCUAGGAUACCAGGAUGGAUAUUACCAUUCCAGGAAUUCGUGCAUGUUUUGUGACCACCUCCAAGGACCCUUUGUUGCUAUGACGGAUUACGUGAAAAAGUUGGGAUUUGACGAAUCUAUAUCUAAUUACGUAAUAUUUGAGGAUUUUUUCUUGCGUGUUGGCGAUGACCAAAAGUUCGUUAUGGCUUGUCCGGAUGCUAUGUACUUCAUGAAUGAUUACUCACAGGUUACGAGAAGAGAUGUGUGGCUUACUUUGGCUAAGAAAUGGCAGUUGAAUAGAGUCGUCCUGUCUACAGGAAAGACCCAUUCCUUCUCUUGUAGUGAUUUAGAUUUUAGGUGCGAACGAAAGGUCACCAAGUCUUUUCUUCUGCCAGUCUGCUGUCUGGAGCUGUACACUGAAGCCCUCAAAUUUUUCAAGGACUUUUUAGAUAAACACAAUGUCCACUUUGAACUGGAUUCAGGGUCCGUUUUGGGCGGUGUAAAAUUUAAUGGUAUUUUGCCGUGGGACUUGGAUAUGGAUAUUUCAAUCUUAUCGCAAAACGUAAGUAUAUUUGGAAAACAAGAAACACAAGAACUGUUUAAAAGAGAAGGGUAUACCUUCAAAAAUUACGAGCCUCCAACAGUAAAAGAAGACGGAAGCUUUAGUGGAGGUUUUCUCCGUAUAUUUUCACCUGGUGGUGACAUUUACAUAGAACUCUGGGGAAUGUCCGUUCUUACAAAUCCAUCCAAAAACUUUCUCCCCCCCGAACUUCGCAAACCAGAGUUGUAUACCAAGGCGAACAUCAGGGGCAUCUGGGUAAACACCGCAUACAGUCCUGGGUUCUACUCGAGAGGAAGGUACGGACGAGAGGUGCUGAAACACGCCCAAAGCUGGCUACAAGUCAAAGGCAAGAAAAAUAGUUGGGCUUCCUACGAUAGCGGGGCGUUUUCCUCGUGUGAUAACCCUAAGCAUCACAGUUGCUUGGACGAUUUCCCUGGUGAUGGGAACCUGCCUUUCAUCGUGCAGUAACCAUAGUAUUAGCGUCACGUGAUAACCCUAAGUGUGACCGGGUGGUAUUUUGGGUUAUUUUAGAUUUUUGGAUUGCGAUUAUAAUUGUUUUACGUAUUUUACGGAUUGUUUCUCAAACGUGAUUCUAAUUCGAUCCGUACACGUUUAGGAAUUUACUUUCAACAUGUUUCAAAUUCCUUUAGAUUAGUAUCAAUAGCUUGAUAGUGCUAAUUGAAUCAAGUAAGCGUCCUUUUACCAUUUCCCAGGAAGAUUAGUCUCUAAAUUUGACAGGACAAUGGACGCUGAGUAAUUUGAACGGUAGUAAAUGUUAGCGUCCCUAGAAAAAUGCGCGUCCCCAAGCGAGUAUAAAAGCGGCUGUUUUUACAGUAUCUGUUAGUUUUUUUUAGUACCGUUGAGCAAAGGAGACGCAUUGCUUGCGCGGCGUGAUGCGGGAGCGAGAAAUGCAGUUGCUCAGGGAAGACAGUCAGAAGAGAUAAGCUACAAGCUUAGAGCGCUGUCCGUACGGGCCUGUCAUGCCAGUUGUGUUCAGUUUGAUUUACCGGUUGUAAGUACUUUGUUUUUAAAACUAGCCUUUGGUUUAGGUCACCUUUUCUCCGGAUUUGACUAUGUUUGUUAUCACUUAAACGUUGUUAUUCAAUUUGUUAAUAAAUCCUUAUAAGUCCA